Molecule: messenger RNA, 2073 nt
Organism: Magnolia sinica
Lineage: Eukaryota; Viridiplantae; Streptophyta; Magnoliopsida; Magnoliales; Magnoliaceae
Product: carbon catabolite repressor protein 4 homolog 1-like
Exons: 10
Coding region: 261-1988 (575 amino acids)
Biological process (GO): nuclear-transcribed mRNA poly(A) tail shortening
Cellular component (GO): cytoplasm; CCR4-NOT complex; nucleus
Molecular function (GO): poly(A)-specific ribonuclease activity
Source: RefSeq, a predicted model, not a curated record
CCCUAUAACUUCUCAAGCCCAAAACCCUACAUAUACGCCAGCUGAAAUGAUUCUUGUUUUCUCACUUUCUUCGCAUACUCUUCCAACGUCGAAUGUUGUUGAGAAAAAACAAAUUCAAAUUUCCCAAAUACCCCGCUCAAUGUGUAUUGCUUCCCAUAGUCUCCGAUCCUGUAGAUUCCAGAAAGAUGCAAAUUCCAUAAAUGCCCCUCUUUAAUGGCUAUUGAUCUUUAUACCCUGUUCUUUGAGUUUCUUGAAAGAAGAUGAAAGGUUCUGUUGAAGAUUCUUGGAUUCUGAUAGUGAAAUUUCCAUACUCCACUCCGGUCGUCGGCGUUGAAUUCAUUCCUUACUUCCGCGUCACGAAGCCCAACAUUGAAGCUCCUGAAUACACAUUGAAAUACAAUUGGUACCGAUUGGAAAGUAAUGAAAGUAAUGAAAGCAAUGAAGAAUUUUUAGCUUGUUCUGUGCACCCCACUAGCUUGGCAAAGUUUCAGUGUUGGCCCUGUGCAAUGUUAAAGAUACGGGUUGAGGAUAGUUGCCACUGCUCUGAAAGAUGUUUUCGUGACUCAUGGCCUCACCACCGUGCACGCCACAAUGAUGCAUGGGGCAGGCUGGGGGGCUGUGGCUCUUGGUCUUCUGAUGAUAUAUACCCUUAUUUCCUUGAAAAAACUGCAACAGUGGUGGAAAGAGAUGAUAAAUCGUGGCUCGAGGUGGGCUGUUCAGAGACCUAUGUGCCUGCAGCUAUAGAUGUUGGCUACAUUUUGAAACUAGAAUGUGCAGUUGUGGAUUCUGUCACUGGAAACCCCUUGGCCCCAACAAACAUCACACUGACUGAUCGUGUCAUUUUCCCACCUCUGCCUCAUCUUCGUCGUAUGAUCCAAAUAGGUUCAGAAACUCAGCCCGUGAGGUCCAGAACCUUUAACGUCCUCACCUACAAUGUGCUUUCGGACCAUUAUGCUAGACUGGGUGCCACACGCUACCAUUACUGCCCCAAGUGGGCCCUUACAUGGCAAUAUCGCAGGCAGAACUUGCUUCGAGAGAUCAUCAGAUAUGAUGCUGAUAUCAUUUGUCUUCAAGAGGUACAAAGUGAUCAUUUUGAGGACUUCUUCGCACCCGAGUUGGGAAGACAUGGAUACUCAGCUAUUUACCAGAAGAAAAUCAAUCCGAUUGAAUUUCUCAAAACUGCAGAACUACGUGUUAAUGCACUUCCAUCGAAUCAGAGGAAAGAUGGUGCUAGACGUUUAAUGAAGGACAAUGUGGCGGUUAUUGUGGUAUUGGAAUCAACGGAAGGUGGCCCAGUUCCUAAUAUGUUGCAAUCCGGAAGUAGCCAAUUAAUUUGCAAAUACUCACAUACAAUCCAAUGUAGAAUUCACAGAUGUCAAACUAAUGCAGGUUGCGGACCUUUUGCUCAAUGUGGAGAGUAUAGCUCACAGUGUAGCUAUGUCUUAUUGCCGUGCAGCUAUCCCUGUACUGAUUUGUGGGGAUCUGAACUCUUGUCCUGGAAGGUCACUUUUUUGCCUCCACUGAUAAAAUUGCUUGCUGUGCAUGAACUUGUGGCUUCAAAGAGUGUCCAUCCAAAUCACCCAGAGCGCAAAGAUGAUCCUUUUGGCUUGUUUCAACAAACAAAGCUUUCUCACAACAUGUCUCUGGUUAGUGCAUAUACAUCUUUUCUUCGAACAAGCAGGAAUGAGCCUGACGUGAGACGCCAACAGACAUUAAUGGAUUCCAAUACCAAUGAGCCCUUAUUCACUAACUUUAGUGAACAGUUCGUUGGAACGUUAGAUUACAUUUUCUACACAGAGGAUACAUUGGUGGUGGAUGGUCUUCUAGAGCUUUUAGAUGAGGCGCUUUUAAGAGAGGAUACGGCUCUUCCAUCGCCCAGAUGGUCAUCUGAUCAUAUUGCACUCAUGGGGAGUUUCCGAAUCAGACCAAAAACUCAUGGUGCACUAGCUUCUUCUUCUUCUUCUUCUUUUUUCCCCCCAUAUGUGUGAAUUGGGUUUCAUACUCAUCGAAUAAUUACAACAUUCAUGUAAAGAUGCAAGGUGAUUCUUUUAACGAGCUCUUUUUCCCCCCCUC